AUGAGUGAGCGGAACAAGAGGGGCGCACCGUCGCCGGUGGACCGUGACGGUGGCAAGAAGGUGAAAGCGGUGGCACAGGUGAUGAAAAACGAGCAAGAACGACUGCAGCAGCAAGGAGAAGAGAACGAACGUGAGGAAGGAGAAGUUGGUGCCGAAGAUGGGUCCUUGGCCGCGCCUCCGCCUCCGCCGUCACCACCGCUGCCACAGAUUGACGCGAGGAUCGACGUGGCUUUGUUCCACUGCAAGAGCUGCUGCCGCCCCCUCAAGCCCCCACUCUUCGAGUGCGAGGCGGAGGGGCACGUGGUGUGCUGCCGCGACUACUGCCGUCACAUGCACGGCGAACUCUGCAGCCGCACGGAACCCUCCCGCCCUGCGCUGAACGCCAUCCUCACCGCCGCCAAGGUUUCGUGCGUGUACAGAGAGUUCGGCUGCGGCCUCCACAUCGUCUACCACGACGCCAUGAACCACCUGCGCACAUGCCUUCACGCGCCCUGCCUGUGCCCUGAGCCCGGCUGCUCGUUCCUGGGCACCCCGCUGGCGCUGCUCGGCCACUUCGACGCCGCCCACGCGCGGGCCAUAUCCACCGUCAGCUACGGCCACCCCUUGAAACUCACCCUGCCGCUGUCUCAGCCAUGGCACUUCGUCCUCGGGCAGGACGACCGCAGCGUCUUCCUUGUGUCACUGGGCACGCUCAACGGCAGCAGCUCGGCCAUGGGAGUGUCCCUGGUCUGCGUCAGGGUGCCGCGGGGCCGCAAUACCGGUGCAAGCUCGUCGUCGUGGGUUUACCCGGCGUGGACAACAACAUGGGGCCUAUGA
This is a messenger RNA of Brachypodium distachyon (stiff brome), 816 nucleotides long. Its product is annotated as E3 ubiquitin-protein ligase SINA-like 10. Gene Ontology annotation, molecular function: zinc ion binding. The transcript has 2 exons. The coding region runs from base 1 to 816 and encodes 271 amino acids. NCBI's taxonomy places the organism in Eukaryota, Viridiplantae, Streptophyta, Magnoliopsida, Poales, Poaceae. The record is from RefSeq and is a predicted model, not a curated record.